Molecule: messenger RNA, 1876 nt
Organism: Anarrhichthys ocellatus (wolf-eel)
Lineage: Eukaryota; Metazoa; Chordata; Actinopteri; Perciformes; Anarhichadidae
Product: DNA repair protein XRCC4-like
Exons: 6
Coding region: 1-798 (265 amino acids)
Biological process (GO): positive regulation of ligase activity; response to X-ray; double-strand break repair via nonhomologous end joining
Cellular component (GO): nucleus; DNA ligase IV complex; DNA-dependent protein kinase-DNA ligase 4 complex
Molecular function (GO): DNA binding
Source: RefSeq, a predicted model, not a curated record
AUGGUACGAUGUGAUAAAACAAGUUCAGAAUUGAAUCCCGUCUGCAGCGUUUAUGGGUCGUUUUACAUUGUUUUAGUAACGGUUACAGCAGCAGUGACCUCCUGUUUCUCUGUGACCUGGUUGGUUAGUUUUCUUUACCUUCUUCAGUUCAGGUUGGGUUCUGCUCUGCUGAAAGUCGUCCUGGAGCCGGCGGAGGCAGUGAGAGAGUUACUGAUCCACAGUCUGCAGAGAGGAAACACGCUGGAGAACCACAACCAGAACCUGGAGGAGGAGAACCGAACAUUGAGACGGGAACAGCAACGCAUCACUGCAGAACUGAAGCGUUACGCUGCAGCUAAAGGAGCGCUGGAGGUGGAGCUGUACUCUCGCUUUGUUCUGGUCCUCAAUGAGAAGAAAGCAAAGAUCCGCAGUCUGCAGGAACGUGUGACGCAGCUGCAGGAAAGCAGUUCUGAAGGACAGAAAAAUGAUGAUUCGGUAAAAUGUGAGCGAGCAGCAGGCGAGGAAGAGGAAGAUGAAUAUGGAGGAAGUACUGAUGAAGAGCCAGAGGAGGUGACUCCAGCCUCCACUUCAUCAUCCCGAGGACGCUCUGCUGCUGCGAGCCCAUUGGACGACGGCCUGAAGGACAUCACAGACGUGGCCCCGUGUCGCAAGAGGCGCUUCCGUCACCUCAGACCCCCGGAGCCACCGAGCGUCCAGAGGAAGAGGACCGACCCCCCUGCAGGAUCCAGUAAGCAGCAGACCCCCCCUCAGCGCCCCUCAGAUGCUGCGGCAGCAGAGGACCUGUUUGAUGACUUUUGACCCUUCUGACUGGUUCCAGUGGCCGCACAGAGAGAGAACACUGGUUCAGACUGUCGGUAAUGGGUCAUGUUUUUAUACUGAGUUUAUGAAUUAUGGAUCACAGCAAAUGUAUUGAUAAGGAACUGUUCCUGUAGAAACACAGAUGGGUGACAAAUAAAGGAGAAACCUGUGUCUCUGUCUCUAGAACCAACAAUAUAUUCACUUAUUAUGUGUCCUGAUGAUGUUCAACCACCUGAAGGAUCCCUAACAUCUGGAGAACAACUUGAGGAUCCUAAAGUAAGACUACAACCUCCUAAAUCAACCCAAGAACCCCCAAGAGGAUCAUUAGAACCGUGUUGGGAUCCCAGAUGAUCGCUAGAAUCACCUGAGGAAGGAUCACUGCCACCUAAAUCAACUCUAGGACCAUCUAAGGACCCCUAACGAUCCCAACCCUAGAACCUCCUAAUGGAUCACUAGAAUCACCUUAUGGAACCCUAGAACCUUAUAGAAUCACUUCAAACAUCCCAAAUUAUUGCUAGAACCACCUAAAUGAACCCUAGAAAAUUCAAAAUGAUUGCUAGAGCCGCCAUCAGGAACCCCAAGAAUUUCCCUUAGGCCAACUAGAACCACUAAAGGACACCUAGAACAUCCCAAAUGAUUGCAAGAAUGACCCAAAGGAACCUUAGUACCUCUUAUUGGACUAAUUGAACCACCUAAAGAAACCUAAAUGAUUGCUUUAAUCAUCUAAAUUGACCCUAGAACCACCUAAAUAAACCCCAAGACCCCUUAAAGGAAUCGUAGAACAUCAUGUUGGAUCACUAGAGCCAUCUAAAGGAAUCAGAGAACAUCCUAAAUGAUUGCUAGAACCAAUUAAAGAUCUAAAGGACUGCUCGAGAACCACCUAAAGGAGCCUCAGUGUCCUGUGUUUCAGGGUUUUCUGUGAACUUGUCGCCCGUCUGAAGUUCUGAUGAAUCUAAAUGUGUUUUAAAAUCUGUGAAGAACUCUUAUCUUCUGUAUCGAUCUUCAUGAACUCAAAAUUAAUUAUGAUUUCUACAAUUUCACAUUUUAACAUUUGUACCAAUAAACGGUGUGAACAAGU